CUAACAAAACCUUUAAGAAGUCAGAGUGGAACUGUGACUGACUGACUUUCUGUGUUUCUGUGUUUCAGAUUCACUCAGAGACAAAAUGGCUUCCAGAUCAGAGGAGGAUCUCUGCUGUCCGAUCUGUCUGGAAAUAUUUAAAGAUCCGGUUAUUCUGUCAUGUAGCCACAGCUUCUGUAAGGAGUGUCUGAAGAAAUAUUGGAGAGAGAAACCAGGAAGAGAGUGUCCAGUUUGUAAAAGGAGAGCUUCCAAAGAGCCACCUUUAAAUCUGGCUCUGAAGAAUCUGUGUGAGUCUUUCUCCCAGCAGAGAGAGCAAAAAGUUUCAGAGGGUCUCUGCAGUCUGCACUCUGAGAAACUCAAACUCUUCUGUCUGGACCAUCAGCAGCCAGUUUGUCUCGUCUGCAGAGAUUCAGAAAAACACUCCAAGCACAGAUUCAGACCCAUCGAUGAAGCUGCUCAGCAACACAAGAAGAACCUUCAGGAAACUCUGGAGCCUCUAAAGAAGAAGCUGGAGCUCAGGAAGAAAGUUCAGGAGGAGUUUGAUCAGACAGCAGAACACAUGAAGGUCCAGGCCCGACACACAGAGAGCCAGAUUGUUGAGCAGUUUAAGAAGCUUCGUCAGUUUCUAGCAGAGGAAGAGGAGGCCAGGCUGGCUGCACUGAGGGAGGAAGAGGAGCAGAAGAGAGGGAUGAUGAAGGAGAAGAUGGAGGCUCUGAGCAGAGAGAUAGCAGCUCUUUCAGACACAGUCAGAGCCACAGAGGAGGAGCUGAGAGCUGAAGACGUCUCAUUCCUGCACAACUACAAGGCUGCAGUGGAAAGAGUCCAGCGCUGCCCCCUGCUGGAGGAUCCACAGCUGCCCUCAGGAGCUCUGAUAGACCAGGCCAAACAUCUGGGCAACCUGGCCUUCAACAUCUGGAGCAACAUGAAGGACAUGGUGACCUACACUCCUCUGGUUCUGGACCCAAACACGGCUCAUCCAGAACUCUUCCUGUCUGACGAUCUGAGCGUUGUGACAGUAGGACAGAGGCAGCAGCUGCCUGAUAAUCCGGAGCGGUUGGAUAAAUGCCGUUUGGUUCUGAGUUCAGAAGGUUUCAGCUCAGGGACCCACAGCUGGGGCGUCGAUGUCGGAGUCGGUGGGACCUGGAGACUCGGUCUAUUAUCAGAGUCUGGAGGGAGGAAGAAUUACAUCACCUCUGCUUUAUGGGAGAUCUGGUUUAGUGAAGGGAAACAUUACAGCUGGUCUCCAGGAGUUCCUCUUACUGUUCUCCCACAGCAGAAAAAGAUCCGGAGGAUCCGAGUGGAUCUGGACUGGGACGGAGGGAAUCUGUCCUUCUCUGAUCUGGACACUAACACACACAUACACACCUUCACACACACCUUCACUGACCGGAUGUUUCCUUCCUUUGGCACUGAGAAUAAAAUGCAGAUCUUACCUGUGAAGUUCUCAGUGGCAGGAGUGAAGCAACCAAAGUGACCUUUGACCUCCAGAGCCACACAAAGCCGGUUCCACAGUGGGCCUUCUAGAACCGGCCCAGUUUCCCAGAACCAGAGACUAAAAUCUCAGACCAGAGAAACUCAUCCAGGCGUUUGAUUCCUGCAGCAGCGUCUUCACAGGUCUGAUUGACAACCCAACGGUCCAGAACGCUGCUGCUGGAGUUCUGACUAGAACCAGGAGGAUGGAGCACUGCUUGGUUACCUUUGAUUCAGGAUGACUGGAACAUUUAUUAAUAUUAUUAACGAUGAUUAUUGUUGAUGAUGGGAUUUGUCAAAGUGUAAAUGUUUGGUGAUUGUUGCUUUACUAUUGAUACUAACCUGGUUGUAUGUUAUAAUUACACAAAAUGUCUUUCUUUUGGUUAUUUGAAUUGUUUUCUGACCGAAAAUCUGUCAUUGUUUUUAAGAUGUUACUUUAAGAACGGUAGCCCCUCCUUUUUAUUUCUUCUUCUAUGGUUUUGUCUUUAAAUUGAUGCGUCCCUUAGACCCUCCCCUUUUGUCAUGUUGUCCUGCGGGAGAGGUGUGUCCUAUUUAUUUUCUAUCUAAAUACUUCCAGUUUAUUUGUAGAUUUAUUAAGUUCAUUUCUGUUAUGUAUUUUUGUUUGUGUCGGACUUGGAGCGGGCAGCUUGUAACACGAUUGUUUUUCUGUUGGAUAUUUUCGUCAGAAUAAAUCGAUAAAAGCCAAACCGAGUCACGGCCUGACUAACAACUAAUAACCAGCACAACGCAGAAGGGAUCCGGUUACACUUGUUCUCAUCAAUAUUAAGGAAUUAUUGGGUUAAAACAAACACAUAUAUCUUGCUGAAAAUGGACUUAUAAAUUAGUUGUGUUAUAUUUUCCAAGUAUUAAAAAUCUGCAUUGGAAACUGGACCAAAAUACUUGGAACGGUUUGGUUUUUUAGUGCAAUAAAACUGAUCAUGUCUGAUGUUUUUAUCAAAUGAAGCAGCUUGAAACGUCUCGUUUCUGAAACUUGCCAAGUUGAUCAACACACACACACACACACACACACACACAUUUCAGUGUUUGGAUCAGUCCGGUUCCGUCUGGAUCCUGCUGGUUCUGUCUCAGGGUCAGCGUGUUCCGGCCCAUUCUUCCUGUUUGUCCCCGGAAUAAAGGCGGGAGGCAGCGGGUUAACUGGUGAGUUAAAUUGGUUUCCAUUGACA
Messenger RNA from Gambusia affinis (western mosquitofish), 2654 nucleotides. RefSeq names its product nuclear factor 7, ovary-like. The transcript has a single exon. Gene Ontology annotation, molecular function: zinc ion binding; protein binding; ubiquitin-protein transferase activity. Gene Ontology annotation, biological process: protein ubiquitination. The record is from RefSeq and is a predicted model, not a curated record. Bases 86 to 1474 code for a protein of 462 amino acids. Lineage: Eukaryota; Metazoa; Chordata; Actinopteri; Cyprinodontiformes; Poeciliidae.